CGGCGACAGAUCCCGGCGAGGAUGAGAUAGAGCUCUCGAGACUGUACAAGGAAAAAGCGGGUCGAACAAGGCCUGACUAUAUGGGCAGGAGCGAGCCAUGUCGGCGUCCACUGCAGGUCCCGGAGAUGAUGGAACAGCUAUGGACCUGCUCAGUCGACCUCGGAUACGUCAUAUCACCGAGAUCCGGAUCCAUAACCUCGACAUUCACGCUCAUCUAGCUGAACGGCAAGAGCAAGAUGGGGAGCACAAGCUCGGACCUUCCUCCCCUCAACCGGAAGGCCCAGGCUCGCCAGUAUCGGAGUAUAUACCACGGAGAAAGAGCCAAGGAAGCGCACAUUCUCAUUCAUUGAGAGAUGUACGGGAGAUAGCCGAAGAUCGGAUCAACGGGAGUGGAGGUGGAGAGGUUGCGGUCAUCGAAGAAGAACCUGACGGGGAAAUCCAGAGCGGGACCUCGAUACUACCAGAAUUGAAUCAACGACGGUCGAUAUCUUCUUCCUCACUCGGACGGAUAACCCGAUCUCCAAGGUUGAUACCAAGGCGGGCUUCUAGUAAUGAUACCAUCACCGAACAACCUCAACCACCGACGCCGUCCCAUCUUUCUCCGCAAGCCGGAUCGAGAAGUUUCGGAGCGAGGCCCGGGUUGGUCACUCAUGGACAUGGGCAUGGGAGGAGUCGGAGUCGGUUGAUCGUUCCCAGACCAGCUGCUAUACCGAAUGAAGAGGCGGAAGAGCGAGGUGAUACUGGGGGACAAGGGGUGGACAUCCUACAAUGCUCCGGGCAGGGAGAAAGUAGGGGAAAAGAAGCGAGAGCUCAAUCAAAAACUCAAGCGCAACCUCACGGCCAAGCCCAGUCGAGAGCGAGGUCGGGGUCCAUCUCUUCCCUACGUUCUGCACAUCAUCCUUAUCAUGGCAUUCACACCCACCAUUCGCACAACCAGGCAUCUACGAGCUCGGGCGCUGGUACUGGUAUGGGCAUGGGAGGGAGGAGAGAAAGGGCAUCGACGAUAGUCUCCCAGUACGCGAUCGACACUGCAGGGCAUGUCACGUUGACGGACGAAUUGGGUUAUGAGAAGAAGGACAUUCACGGCGCUACCGGCGGUAAUAAGGCGACGAACGCGAGUGCAGAUGUAGGUACCGCAUCCGGAUCCGAGGCUCGGGCGGGAGGAGAGAAAGGGAUGGACUUCGAUUUCGAGUAUAACCUCGAUGAAGCGGUCUUGAGGGAAGAAAAGGAGCUGGUGAGGUGUUUCGUGACGAUGGUCUUGGUAGAGGAUUUACGGGCGGCUCUCAAAGCCCAAGAAGAGGAAGAAGAAGAGGAUGAGGAGGAGGCGAGCGGGAAAGGUUCGAUUUGCACGAAUGGCCAGACUGGAGGAGUGGACGGCGUGGUGGAUAAGGGUGGUUUAAGCAGGAGGCUGAGUGAGACGAAGAUGAGUCGGAGAGAUAGCACGGGGGUGGGAAAUGCGAACGGAGCUGUCAGCCGGGUUCGGGCUGGGCACUCGACGAUCCCGGCUUCGUCGCCAGAACCGAGAUCUCGAAGGGGGUCUCAGACGAUAUCCCAGUCGAAGGAAUCGCCUGGUCGUUCGAAUUCGACAUCGACACCGCCGAGGGAGGCAAGGCCGAAGUUCCCAUCAAGUUCUUCCGUUCCAUCGCCGAACAAGAACAAUAAGAGCUCGGUCAAUCCGGGAAGCCGGAUACGCCCCCCAGCCUCGAGGCAGAAUACGCUCCGGGCAGGAUCGGCUUCCGUCUCUUACCCUGGGAAUACCUCUCCCACGAGAAGAAACUCCUCGCCUUCUGCUGCCUCGCCAAAUAGACUGGCACGGUUGGCCUCUCCGCCCAAUUCAAGGUUGAAUUCGCCACCGACGAGUCCGAGCUUGAGACCGGGUACAUUUGUGGGCGGAAAGAUGGGUUCAAGACGGGCUAGUAGCGAGACGACGUUGAAUGGGUACGAGGAAGAACCAGCCAACAACACCCUCAAACCCGCUACCAACGUGAAAGGUGCAGAUUCGCCACAAAGGAACGAUAUCAAAUCGAAAAAGACUCACGAACAGAAAACUCAGCCGAUCUCGCCCUUCUACAUCUCGCCUAUACAUCGAAAGUCGUUAUAUCCCACCUUUUCGGGGAUCAGCGUGGCGAGUGACUAUGCGGACUGGGUUGGGGAGUCGGCUGGGGAGGCUGCAGGACACAGGGUGCUUCUCGAGGCGUGGUACGAAUCGAGGAAGGGAGUGGAGCGCAAUAUCACAGCGCGCGGUGAGACGGCAAAUUGGCGCAAGUUGGAAGGGUUCGGUGGGGUUGUCGAUUUGACGAACUUGCGGGAGGUCGCUGAGGAUCGGAUAGACGAACUACCGGAUAACACCCUUAUAGUCCGUUUCUCCCCGACACCAUCCAAGGCGUUCUACCUGCCUUUUUCAUCCAGCGACAAGCAGGACGGUAGGUCUAACCCUUAUCCUGCGCGCCGCGACGUACAAUCAAUCGUCGAGCGGAGUAUGCGCGAGACCAAGAUGCAAAAAUCGGUCGAUCUCGAAGGUCUCGAGCGACUGGUGGCCGUCUCGAGGAUCUUGAAGGAAGGUGAGGCCGAGGUCAAGGCGGUUGAAGAGCGGGUCAAGAUGAUGAUGGACCAAGAGCGACGUGAAGAAAUGAUCAAAUUGCACGCCCAGAAGACGAACGCCAAUGUAAAUCUCGAGAAACGGAUCUCUAGUUUGCGUCAGGCGAAUGAAGACGUGAGACGAGCAUGUACGGAGCGGCGAAAGAACUUGACUAGCCGCCGUGAUCGUCUGCUUCAAGCUGGUGAAAAGACUGCAGAUCUAGAUCGCCAGACUGACGACCUAGAAUAUCGGGUGUCGGCCGAAAUAGAGGAUCGGAAAUCGCAAUCCCCGGCCAUCUACCGACAUCGAGCUCGGCUUGUCAACACGCUCGAUACCAUCUUCCCCAUCGUCCCUCUGGACCCCUCCACGUUGCUAUACAGCAUCCUUUCCGUUCCUUUACCCAUCCCGACGGAUCCAAAAUCCCCGGCCCCACCUGCGAACAUCCCUUCGAACCUUUUACCUCCUGGGAUUAAGGUGGAUGAGGAGACGACGGCUACGGCACUAGGCUUGGUGGCCAUGUGUGUUCAGAGGCUGGGGGAGAUGAUAGGCGAAGAUCUGCUUUACCCAGUGACUUGUCUAGGGAGCAGAAGCUUGGUCAGGGAUAAUAUAUCCGUCAUCACAGGGCCUAGGAGUUUCCCGCUAUACUCAAAGGGGAUCGAGAAGUAUCGAUACGAGUACGCCAUCUUCCUGCUCAACAAGGAUAUCGAGAUGAUGAUGAUCCAAGCGGGGAUCAUGAUCCAAGACCCAAGGCACACUUUACCUAAUCUGAAGACGUUAUUGUUAACACUGGCUAGUCGGGAUAGACCGCCGGUGGAUGACGCUGGUGAGGCUGCAUCGAGUGUUGGUACCCGGACGAGAGGGGCCGGAUCGAGGUCGAUGACACCUUCGCCGUUCGCCUUCCCCUCGCUUCAAGCACAAUCACAAUCUCGACCCGGAUUGACCGCGCCCGACACCCACCCAGCUCUUACUCACAAGAAUCAUCCAGGAUCUUCCAGCCAGGCGGAACCCGGCUACAACCCUCUACUGAAGAAGGGGCAAAAACAGGGUGAUACCCACGGAGGAGGAGGGUAUGAGCGGAGCGCGAGUAUAGCAAGCUUGACGGCUCUGACUGGGAAGACUUGAUCCGAUGAGACCGGCAUCAGAGAGGAAUAACAAACGGGAAUUGGGAGGAAAGAGCAGAAAGGGGUCUAAAGGAAGGACGAACGAUCUUCAGGUACCAUAUAUACUACUAAGUGGGUAUCAUCGGAAGGACGGGGACUGCGGGGAUCGGAAGGGCUCGCUGUGACCGGAAGCGAGGGAUGAUCAUCGUCAUGACAUUGUACGGUUAUACUGAUACUUUUGCAAUUAG
Molecule: messenger RNA, 3926 nt
Organism: Filobasidium floriforme
Lineage: Eukaryota; Fungi; Basidiomycota; Tremellomycetes; Filobasidiales; Filobasidiaceae
Exons: 9
Coding region: 98-3700 (1200 amino acids)
Biological process (GO): SNARE complex assembly
Cellular component (GO): lytic vacuole; endosome
Molecular function (GO): SNARE binding
Source: RefSeq, a predicted model, not a curated record